AUGACCAAACCUGGCGAUUCCAAAAGUGACGCGGAAAAGGAGCAGCCUACGCCGCCACAGCAGCAGGUCGUAAAUGCCGUUCAUCGUAUAGAAUUACCACCGUUUAAUGGCACAAAUAUUCGUCUAUGGUGGCAUCAGGUUGAGCUGAGAUUAGGUCUGGGCACUUUCAAGAAUGAACAGACAAAAUUCGAGGCUGUCGCCGGUUCCCUUCCCCACGAUAUAGCCAGCAACGUGCAGGAAAUGAUAUUCGAGCCGCCAGAGCUGAAUCCAUUCUCGGCAUUACGUGAUCGCGUAUUCGAGGUGUAUGAGCCUUCGGAUACUGAGAAAAUGAAUCGCCUGCUUGAAGGGUGUCAACUUGGUGAUAAAAAACCAUCUAUUCUACUGGCUGAGAUGCGUGUCCUUGCAAAAGGUCGCGUCACCAACAAAACAUUGUCCGACCUGUUUAAACGCAGAUUACCUGAGCCAGUUCAACUUGUUUUAGCUGCCGGAUGCGUUACUGACCCGGAUAAAAUGGCUGCAGUUCAGUAUGUUCGUCCACCUACAGUAGCAGCAGUAGCGACGUCAGGUGCGACCAGUGCAUCCAGCUCCGAAGCACCUGACCAUAGUUCGUUACUUGGUCAAAUCUCAGCACUGACAGAAGCUGUCAAUACACUUGUCAACGAAAAUAGACAGCACAGAUUGCGCUCACGUAGGCGAAAUGAUUCUGAGAAUGGCCGGUCACGUUCCAGACAGCGUUCUGGGACGCCAAGAAACGCCAACUACUGCUGGUACCAUAAUCGUUGGGCUGAGAAAGCGAAAACGUGUGUCGGCAGUUGCCAAUGGCCUAAAACGCUGGAAAACAAGUAG
Molecule: messenger RNA, 846 nt
Organism: Planococcus citri (citrus mealybug)
Lineage: Eukaryota; Metazoa; Arthropoda; Insecta; Hemiptera; Pseudococcidae
Exons: 1
Coding region: 1-846 (281 amino acids)
Source: RefSeq, a predicted model, not a curated record